Aspergillus puulaauensis is the source of this 1173-nucleotide messenger RNA. RefSeq names its product N-acetylglucosaminyltransferase. Bases 1 to 1173 code for a protein of 390 amino acids. Lineage: Eukaryota; Fungi; Ascomycota; Eurotiomycetes; Eurotiales; Aspergillaceae. The record is from RefSeq and is a predicted model, not a curated record. The transcript is spliced from 3 exons. Gene Ontology annotation, molecular function: glycosyltransferase activity.
AUGGCGUCUCAGGCACGGAAGGCGUCUGGAGCCUCCGAGGCUGAUUUCUUCGAUAUCCCUGACGAACCGCUCCUCGCCAUACUGAAGAACCAACUAAGGCGUAUCCGCACCUGGGUUUUCAUUUUCGUCUUCAUCCUUUUCAUCCUCUAUCUCCGGCGGGAACCGCCCCCUCCUCCAGCCUUACCUCACAUCAAUUACGAUCAAGUCGAUUGGUCGAGGUACGCAUAUACACAAUAUGCGACCUCUAGCCCAUACCUCUGUAACGCGCUCCUCGUCUUCGAUGCUCUAGAAAGAUUUGGAAGUCGAGCGCAGCGAGUGCUCUAUUACCCAGAGGACUGGGAUAUACUUACUGAAACUGACCAUGACCGAGACAACCAAUUGCUCCGGGUAGCAAAGACGAAGUACAACGCGAUGUUGGUGCCAAUACAGCUAGAAAUGAUCAAACCAGGCGCAGGAUCAGGCGAGUCAUGGAAUAAAAGCAUCUCUAAAUUGCUCGCCUUCGGUGAGACUGAAUAUGAUCGAGUCAUUCACCUCGACUCCGAUAUUUUAUUGUUGAAGAACUUGGACGAGCUGUUCUUCCUGCCCCAUGUGCCCGUCGCAAUGCCUCGAGCAUACUGGCUCCUCCCAGAGCAAAAGGCCCUUUCCUCCCUCCUCCUCGUCAUUGAACCUUCUUAUCGCCGAUACAAAGCCCUUUUGGAUACUGCGCUCGGUAUCGAGUUCAAGAGCUCCGGUAGCGAUAGCCCACGGAUGAAAUAUGACAUGGAACUGAUGAAUGAAUUUUACGGUGAUUCAGCCAUGGUUUUGCCACACAGGCAAUAUGGUUUGGUUUCAGGGGAGUUCCGGUCACAGAAUCACACUGCGUUCCUGGGAAGUGUUGACGAAGUCUGGGAUCCUGAUAGGGCCCUUUCAGAGGCUAAAUUUGUGCACUUUUCCGACUGGCCGUUGCCAAAGCCCUGGGUGAUGUGGCCGUCUCAGAUGUUGCCUGAUAUUUUACCGAAGUGUAAGAAUAACCCGGGAACGCUGCAUGAGAGCGGGUGUCGUGAUCGAGAUGUAUGGUUGAAGCUCUAUGACGAUUUCCGUGUAAGACGGAGGGAUGUCUGCAAACUUCUCAGUUAUCCUGCGCCUAACUGGUCUCCCGGGAAUGAUCCGCCAGCUGGGGGCCCCGGAAAGUAG